AUGGCAGGUGGAGCAAUCCACCAGAAUGGUUCCGUUGGACAGAAUCAGUGGACUGGAGGAGCCCAGCACAACAUGGUUGCGGCUGGAAUGCUGAAUGACAAUCAGUGUGGUAUGAUGAACUGGAACCAGGGAAACUUUAGCUACAAUCAGGCGAAUCAAGGGAACAAUAUGCCAAGGUUUCCAAUGUCUCAGAAUUCUCUCAAGCCAAGAAUGUUGCAAAACCAUAGUCUAAAUCCACAGAUAAACCAGAACAGUGCACACAGAAUGAUGAUGAUCCAGCAACAGAACUUCAGUGGGAAUUGUAUGCAAAACAUAUCACAGAUGAGAAUGUGUCUGCAGCAGCAGCAGAUGUUCUACAGAGCCCAUGGUAUGUCCAUGGACAGCUGUGUGUCCACAGACAGUAAGCCAUUGCCAUUACACAACUCUAGGAUUGGUCGGUGGCAAACUGCUCAAGACAGUAGCAAUAUGAUGAACAGUAUGCAAUCAAAUACAAAUUAUCCCACCUUUCUCAAUCAGAACUUUAAUCCAGGAGACAAUUCAGGAUACCAGCAACAGCCUUGGGGUGACCAGUGUGCAACAGAGAAAGUACAUGUGGAGAAAGUUGUCACAUGUCGGACGGUUACUGGCACUCUACGAAGGUCUCACAUGCAGAAGGAUGACAAGACCUGUGGGAAAGAGACUGUCACAGUGCAGACCAGAGAGACUAUCUUCAGGCAGACCCCAGUACAGGAAGUAUUUGAGUACAACCACAACAGCUCACACCCAUCUGGUGGUGCCAAACCAGUGUCUCUCUGCAGAGAACUCAGUCAUCAUGGUCAUACAAACAGCUCACACCCAUCUGGUGGUGCCAAACCAGUCUCUCUCUGCAGAGAUCACAGUCAUACAAACAGUGGAGGAGAUGCAGACGCUAAGUCCCAAGUUGCUAAAAAAGCUGAUCAAACAGAGAGUGAUGACAUGAGCAGGAAUCGCAGUUGUGGUGCGGAUGUAAAGACACUUGUAAGAGAAUAUCAUCACAGAAAAUGUCAGAAUGAGAAUGAUUCUGCAGGAAAGGCCAGCUCAGAUAACCUGGAUGUGAAUGUAGAUAGUUCUCCAGAGACAGAGAAGGAGUUGAAAUCAAGAGGUAGUCUUAUAGUUUCAGUCGAUGAACUGGUACCAAGUGAUACAUCUACAGAGAAACGUAGAGACAAAUCAUUCGUUCGUGGAUUAGAAGAUCGUCAUCGCAGGUCUAGAUUAGAUAGAUGGACCGAUUACAAGCCAGGUGAAGAAGUUAAUCAAAGUAUUCAACCUCAUCCCACAAGCAUGGAAAAGAUCCCUCCACCUGUUGUAGACAAAAGUCUCUCCUUUGAUCAUGUUAACACAGCAAAAAGAAGUCAAACAGAAGACAAGAGUCGUGAAGAUAGCCUGCAGUCAGAUUCGAAGACAGUGAAAGGGAGGCAAGCACCAGAUGUAAUAAAAGAAAAUGAACAUAUUUUUUCGCCCCCUGACAAAUACUCACAAUUAAGAUCAAAGGGAAACAGUGCAGGUCUUUCAUGCCAUGUUCACUUGAGUGAAAUCAAAAAUCAUUUACGUCAAUCUGACAGACAAAUUGAAAGACGGUCCUCUCCAAUAGACGAACCAGAGAAUAGGUUAUAUCAGCACAGAACAGAAAGAGGACAUCACAGAUCCAGAAAAGAGAAGAGUCAUCCAUCAGUUGUCAAGAGCAAGACUGGUACACAAUUACAAUCUCUGGAUACAGUAAGAAGUGUUCCAUGUGGUGAGGUCAUCAGUGGAGUGAGACAAGCAGAUCCCAUCAAUACAUCAGCAACUCGGUCAUAUUCUCCAAGAGGUAAAGACAAAGGUCCGUCUUCACAUGAAGAAGGCAAAGCUGUGAGACACAGGGAUGAAAACAGAACAUCAGUGGAUCAGAUGUAUUCUGAGAAAAAGAGAUCACAUAGGGAUAAGACUGAAAAUUGUUCAAAGACUGUCAACAGGGAUGCAAGAAGACAUUCAGAUCCUAUCAUCACAUCAGCGAAACAGCCAUAUGAUCAGCAGAAAAAUGAACAUGUUGACUUUUCUCCUUCGUACAGUACAGAAAAUAGACAUGCCUCUCAUAGCAAAAGAACUGUUGUGAUUGUAAGAUCUCCACAAAAGUCUUCUAAAAUCAUAAAGCAUGAUGACACAAAAACAUGUGAAAGACAAAUUGAACUGUCAACCAUGAAAUCCCCAGACGUAUCAUUGGAGUUGAAAAAGAAUAAUCUGAAAAAUAUGGACUCUCAAGGGUUAGGAUUUUCAUUUUUGAAGCCCAAACAAGGUGAAAAACACAUAUCCUCUAAGGUUAAAAGUCCUCCAAGAUUCUGGUCUUCUGAAUAUUUGAACUAUGUGUCUUCUAGAAAGACUCACAAGAACUCCACUGAUGAUAGUGAUAGUGAAACCAGCUCAGCCAAGCUAAAAUCUUCAUAUUGUUUCCUUCCACGAUCUGUCAGUUUGGGUCGUGCUGCCCGACAAGGUGCAAAAAACAAAGUUACACAAGCAAUGAGCCGUAUGAAGAGCAGAGAACCAGUCAAGCAGGAUCAGUUGUUUACACCUGAUCCAGUCACUGUAGCCACUAAGAAUACAGUUUCCUUAAAUAAACAAAAACAUGAAUCAUUCAAAGAAACAUCAUCAGCUAUGCAUCUCCCUGAACUUUCCAGUUUGUCCAGAAAGUCAGAACACACUCGUGUUGAGAGUAACUCACUUCCUCCUACCCUUGCCAACAUGUCUCUGCAUUCUGGAGCACGGGCCCCCAAAACUCAAGAAAGUCAUAAAGUAAAAUUGUCAGGAAGUGGUCUGAAAAUAACUCUCAUUAGAUGUGUAAAACCAGGCUCACAAGGUCCAUCAGAAAGUAACAAAGGUAGUGAACCAAAGUCAAUUCCAGUAUCACGACGAACAAACCCUCGCACAUGUGUGUCUGCAAGAAAGAGUGUAGUUACAGGAGAGAACAAAUCAGUGAGGAAGUCAAGAUCAUUAGAAUGCAGUCCAAUGGAUGUCAAAAAGGAAGGGCAUUGCCAGCUACAGGGUCGGAAGCGGAUGACCAGGAGAUGCCUGGGAGAUAGAUUUAGUUUACAACUCAAGUCCCCUUUAAGUCAUACAAAGUCCUUUGUGAAGCAAACCAAAUCCCGGCAUCAAGCUGAGAGCAACACAAAAUCCCUUCAAAGUCACAUUAAAUCACUUCCAAGUGAAGCAGCAACUCCUCUGUGCCACACUAACGCUUCAAUGUGCCAAUUAAAGUCUCCUCUUCGUCACAUUAAUCCACCACCUAGUAAAGUAAGGACACCUCUGUGCCAUGCUAGAUCUCCACUGAGUCUAUUGAAAACUCCCCUUCAUCAUGUUAAAUCACUCCCUAGUAAAGCAAAGAUAAGCCGCACUCAAUCUCCAAUGAGUCAGUUAAAAUACAUUAAGUUAACCCCCAGUCAAGAUAAGCCUAAAUCAAGUCAUACUAAGUCACCUCCCAUUCAAGCAAGGUCACCUCUCAAUCUGAUCAAGUCUCCUGUAAGUAAAAGCAAGACAUUUGUAACUCCAUCAACACGUUCCCUUGAACGCAAGAUCUGUGAUCGAAAAAGAAACCUGAAGUCCCAAGUCAUUCCAUCUGGCAAGGUGAUACCAUUGAGUAUACCCAUGCGUAGACUAAGAGAUCUUCAACAGAAACCUAUCAAGACAGACUCGACACAAAGCUUGGGCUCGAGAUGUGUGACCCCGCUCAGGUUGUCUGUGACAAAGAAAGGGACUGCCAAUGUGAUGACGUCCAGAUGUGGAGACCAUCGAGCUGCACCAACAGCUUCUACUCAAAAGGUAGGGACUCCUGUGUCUUCAAAACAGUCACAAAUGUUUCACACACAUUCCCGCACUCAUAGUACCAAUGUGACUCCUCCCAUGAACCGGGGACAAAAAUGGAGUAAGAAGACACGAACACCCCUUAGGGCGGUGUCCACUCAUUCCCCUACAAAUCGUACCUGUGUGACUCGCACCCGGAACUCCAGGCAGAGAGGGAGUGAGAAUACUCAUUCCCGUUCCAGUGUGACUCCCACCAUGAACUUAAAGUCACUGACACCUUUGAAGAUGUCCAUGAAGUCAGUUACUGCUAAGACACAGAGAACCGCUGAGCCAGAGAAGGCAUCAUGGGGCCUAGGCACCAAAACAACAGCCUGGAGUGGUAAUGAGGAAGGAUCUCAUUGCAGAAAUGAUGAGGGCACAACAAGGAACUGUUCAGAUCAUACAGGAAGUAGCGAGGAUGAGAACAGAGACAACACUGAAAAUGUCACGGAACUUGCUUUGAGUGUGACAAGUAUCCAGUCAGAGACAGACACGAAUCCUGGUAUUAAGUUAAAGUUUACUAGCAUCAAGAAAGACAACUUUCGGAAGCCAUUUUGCUCUUCAUCAAGUAAUAUAGAAGAUGGUAUAGUACUCUCUUGUGUUCAGGAUACGAAGGGUACUGCUACUAGAAAGAGUUUUCCUCACAGUAGACUUGGUGCUUGUCAGAGGGGUCAACUAAAGUCUUCUGAGGAACAGCUCAGUGCUGAAUGUGUUGUCAAUGUUAGUUACACAGACGUUUGGAGGAAGCAAAGGUCAGUAGAUAAACCUUCAUCUGAUGUGAAUCCACACUGCUCCUCAAAGAAGGCAAGACUAUCAAAUAGUGAAGUCUCUGAUUCAGAGAUGGAAAACCGUCCAGCUGACAAUGAGGAUCCUGUAAGCCAUACCAAUGACCAGGAGAUCUGGAGUCAAGAUGUGAACCUUGAUGUUGAUGUACAUCCUCAGAUGAAAGGAGAUAUAGUGGACACUACUGAUCUCAGCUUUCCUGAAGUAUCAACUGUCUCAAGUGAUAUGCUGAUGAAUCAGGAAAUUCAGUCUCCUAGGAAAGAUUCUGAAGUCGUCGUACGAUCAUCAGAAAAACAAAAUAGAGGUGAUAAGAAGAAGCAUAUCAAUGGCAAUAAGGACUAUGAUUUGAGAAACAAAAGGAAGUCGAAUAGUCUUGAAAAGAACAGAAGCUCUGUCGGCAUGUGGGAUGCUCCAGUGAAUCACAAACAUUCAAGGAAGAAAGGGAGCAACUCUGAAGGCGAGAAUGUUAACUCAAAAUACAAAUGCAGCUGUAAGGUAGGUAGAAGAACUGAUCGUAGAGGCAGACAUUCAAAACAAUGUGAAGUCUCCAAGAGGAAAAGGCACUUAUCUGAGGUUUCUGACUGCAAGCAUAACAGGGCAUUGUCCAGUAGAGAGAGUGGGAGCCAUGUGGAUAGGCAUAGGAGGAAAUCCAAGGACGGGACAUCAAAUGUUUCCUCCAACAGCAGUGCCCUGAAGCCAAGGUCCCCGGCCAGCAAGUCACAUGGUAAGGCGAAAUGUCAAUUUGACAGCCGAGUGGCAGUAGAGAAGGAGAACACACAUCGCAUCACGUUCAACAUAAUCCAGGGAGAUCAGUUGACUCAGCCACGCCUCCGACUAAGAAAGUGUGUCUACUGCGGCUCCUUCUGUACCCGUCUCACACACAUCAUGAGGGAACAUGUCACAGUCGUUCAUCCACACAAGUGUCUCACCUGCCAUAUCGCCUUUAAAAAUAAGCUGGAGGCACGGGCACACAAGCUGUCCCGGCAUCUGAAGGAGGUCCACCAUUGCAUGCUGUGUCACAAAGUGUUGACGUCUAGACUCCGCUAUGAGAGACACAUCCAGUGCAAAUCUCACCUGCGUCUGAUGGAGGCUCAGCGAGAGGCUCUUGGGGCCAUCUGCAGGGCGUUCUUUCAGGGAGGUCAGGAGGAUUUUGCAGACACUCUCAGAAAGGUACAGAGCCAGGAAACAGGUUUGUGGAACCCAGGGAGGGAAUGUGGAAAAAAAGCUCUCGCAGCCCCAGAGGAUGAGCCUGUCCCUCCUCCCCAACCUGCUCCCAACCUCUCUCAUCUCCGCCAUUUCUACUACGACAAUCCAGAGCUAGGACAAAUGGUGAAGAAGUUUGAGGAAUGUAGUCCUGCCCAGACUCUAGCACUUGGCUCCGGGGAUUCUUCAGCAACAGUGUCCUACACGGACCCUCAGUCAGAUGUCUUCUUCUUCCCUCUGCCUCCUGUGCAGGACUCAGAGAGUUGGACUCUUACAACAGAGACAGAAUCUGAGACCGAGGUAUCCACACAGAUAACUUUACAGGACAGAGACCUUCUAGAUUUAAGUCUCAGUGAAGCUCUGGGAACUGCUAUUUCAGAGUGGAAGGAUCCAUUUCUAUCAGGACGGGUUUCCGAAAACCAGAACAUUUCAAAUGUGUAUGCCAGUAAAGAACAGUUAAUUUCAGACAACAACAUGACAAACAUAGAACUGCUAUCCAUAGACAGUAAUAAUCAGCCAUCCAGUGUGGUCAUCUGUAGCGAGGGUGAGCCACCACAUACAGAUAUGUAUGAGCAUCAGACAGACACAGAGCCAGUCACAGACUCGGCCACAGAAUCGUCUGUCUUCUCAGAUUGGGAUGACCCUCACAAGAUGUCUCGACAUCUGUUGUUCCCCAACAGGAGUCAGGAACAGGUGCCAUCAGUAUGGCCUGUGACAUUUACCAGCACACCUAUAAAGAUGUCAUCCAGCGUUAUAGACAUAAACACAAGACUUUCAACUUGUCAGGACAAUUGCUCUGUUCUUUCUUUUCCUCUGAAGGAGACUGAAGCAACUCUCACCACAGAUGUCAAGGUCAUCACUGAGUUUGGUGACAGUACAAUUUGUCCCAUAGACAAAAGUCUUUCUUCAGUAGCACUCCCUGCGGAGAUCAGUGGUGAUAAUGAGAGGUGCCUGAAGUAUGGUCAGAGUGUUGCUAUAGCAGACACACAUCUGGGCGACAGUGAUAUGAAUGUCUAUGUCAACACUGAUCACAAUGAAAAGGGAGUUGUCAGAACAGAAAAUAGUAAGGGUCCUCUGUGUUUAAACUUGACAAACAUGGUUGAUGUUGAUACUGGUCCACCUGCCCCACUGAUGUUGUCAACAGUUACUAGCACAUCAGACGCCACAAACACAUGUGUUGAUAAACGACCUCAUGACUCCUUGACAUGCAAUGACCCACAGCAAACCCAGACUGCCUCAGCAUCAGACACGGACCAUCCUUGUGCACCUAUCUUGCCACCAGCAGACUGUCCACUCAAGGAAGUAUCAACACCAUCCUGCACAUCGAACAGCAUUCAGCCAUUACCAUUGAAACUGCCUGCAAUUCCAUCAGACAUUCUUCCAUCUCACCAGUGCAAUAUCACACUGUUGUGUGACUACACAGACUCCAGCGAGGAUGAAAGCAGCGCAGGUGCUGACUGUUCUGAGACUGAGAGUUGGAUUCAGACUGGCAAGGAUAAGAAUUCAAAAAUUCCGGGCUAUACCAACAAAAGUCAGGAAAGUGUAGAUCCUGAGGUAACUAAGAGUCUGGUCCAGUCAGAACUGGAUGGGAAACACGCAUCUCCUGGUCAAGGCAGUGUAGGUGAUGAGGUGACUGAGAGCUUAGUAUGGUCGAAGCAGAGAAGGAAACUUACAUCUCCUGGUCAAAACAGUGUAGAUGCAGAGGUAACCGAGGACUUUGUGUGGUCAAGUCGGAAUAACAAGACCAACUGUUCAGAAGAAUCCAGUGAUGCUAUAAAGGAAGUUGAUGAUUCUGAAGAAUGUCGUUUGAAGGCUGAAUUCAGUUUACUUCUGAAGGAGAUCGCCGAAGAUGAGAAGUUCCUGGGUACUGCCUGAGCUGAAAGUUGACCCCAGGGCAGUAGAAGGAUAGAUACCCCAUUAUGAAGUGUCUGGAUAAACCUAUGACUAAACAUAAUAAGCAACAUUGUUUUCCCUCUGAUUCACAUGAUGUUUUCGUUCAUGUAAACAGAGACCAUAUAUUUGGUCUCUGAUGUAAACCUGUAAUGAAGUUAGCUGGAAGCUAUCAUUCCAGUUUAGGAUUUUGUUUUAUUAUUGAAUGCAAGAUAUGUUAGUGUAUGUGAGAUAUGUGUGUUAAAUCUAUGUUAUAUCUGUUUUAAGUUGUUAUUGUUUUAGGUUUAUUGUUUCAAGUGAUAAGGUAAACACUGUAGUUUAUCACGUUUGUAACUUUACAGGCCAAGGUCACUAGCAAAAAAAAUCACUUAUGGCUUUCCUCCCACACAUAGCUGACAUGCAGUGAUAUACUGUAAAUUUCGAAAUUAAGUGUGAAUAAAAUGCAAAAAAUGUGAGUGGUCUAUGCUCGCUUUAAUUAACUUCGCAUUUAUGUCUCCAAAAUGACUGUCAACAAAAAGAUGGCCUCACUGCACAAUUUGGAUAGAGGAAAUGCCAACUUGAAUAUAAACACAAACACAGUUUAUUAAGCAGCUGUUGUAACAAGUAUAUAACAUUGCCAUUUAAAGAAUCGGAAUUACCCAAUGGGCAUUCGGUAAGUUAUCACUGCUGGGGUCAAGAGCUGUACACACUCGUGUCAAGGUUGUUGACACCUUCUCCGCAUACCAAUCAGUGAACUGUUGUUGGUGAAUACAUUUUAUUGCCAUUGAACUUCUUUAAUGCAAGUUAACAAAUUUACCAUAUAAUCUGUGUGUUGUUUUUAAGAAAACUCUGUUUAUUGUUUUUGAGGAAGUUCUCUACUCAGUGCUAAAAAGCGAUGCUAUUUGCUGUUUGCUUGGAUUAAGGUAAGGUUGGAUUAAGGUUAGGAUAUGCAUCAUUCCGCUGGGGAUUGGAUGGGGCAGUCGCAUUGAUAUCAAGACGCAUUUUUGGCUAGGGGUCAGCAGUCGUAUUAAUUUGGAAACGCAUUUGUUUCCAGGUUUACAGUUACUAGAGUACUGUUCAAAGCAGUGUUAAAGCCCACUCACUCACGUUGCGCUAUGACUAUCGUAAACAGUGUUCCAAAUAACCAUGAAAGUCAAGGGGUACACGUCAUAGCCCUAAUGUUUACAACUGCAGAUUUUGCGGGUGCCCAAGAUGCAAAUAAACUCACCACCAAAAGAAACGCGAACCAUAGAAACAUAUAGAGAAGUAUGUAUGUUAAGAAGAGAUGUUUCCAAUGUGUACCACUUAAUGACAAAACUAACAAUCAGUCAAGUGUUACCACAGAGUGACUUUAUUGUUAUCACGAUAUGCUGCACUUGAUUUCCAAAAUGUACACGCUAAUCCUGCACGAGACAAAUGGUGCAUCUCAAGUCAUGGGUCUAUGACGUCACAUGUGAUACAUUCUUGAGACUCAAUUCACACAACAUGCCAGUAUGUUCGUUUGUGCGUAGAACCAAUCUUAUAUCUCUUGAAUUUGAGUAAUUCUUCAUAUAUUAACCAACAUGUACAGGCUUAGAACUAAACUAAAAGACUUUACUAGCCCACGUAAAGAUAAAAUAAUUUGGAAAUUUGUUCUAGCCCGCAGGAUUUGUACUAGCCCAGGGCUGGUGGGCUAGUGUUAAUUUCUAACCCUGAUGUAUGGUAUUCACGUUUCAUUUGUCAGUGAGUAUACUAUGGCAGCCUUCAUGUAUUCUUGGACUCACUUUAUUUGAAACACUGAUCAGUCCAUGUGGAAGUGUCGUUGUUGCACUGAGAUUAUCACUCUGUGGAGUGGGGCCAAGACUGAUACUGGUCAUCACAUAGAAAGAAGUGAAAUUUGAUUUCGAGAGUUCACAAAUGUUUUCAGUAUGACAGAUGACAAUAUUUUAUUAGAGAAUACAUUAGAUGGAUAUAUUACUAGCCAUAGCUAACAGGCAGGCAACAGUGUCAGACUCUGUUCUUUGUGUUGUAGGGGCACAGGUGGCCCAGUCGUCUAAGGCAGGUUUCGCUGUGCAUGGUUGCGUCCCUAUGAUUGUGAGUUCAAAUCCUGGUUCACCCCGAUUAUGUUUCUAGGUUUGUCAGCACCAUACCUGUGCUCCUGGGUUUCACCGGAGUGGUAAACGUCUGAGAUCUGCAUCACUUCGGGCUUUCCUCCCACAUUAAGCUGACACGCCGUGAUAUAACUUAAAUAAUGUUAAAAGCGGCCUUAAACCCAACUCACUCACUUUGUGUUGUAUAACAUUGAUUCAUUAAAGUUGUAAUGCUAAGACUACCUUUGGAGUAGAAUUAGAGGAACUAUGCUCAAUAAGUUGUUAAGAAACCCGAUGGUUAAAGAUGGUUAAUUUGGUGAUAAAAAUUCUCUGGCAUUUGCCAACAGAAUGUUUUCUUCAAGGUUUUAUGACUAGAUAUUUAUAACCUAUUUAAUUUGAUACUUGUUCAUGUGUUUGGACAUAGCUGUAUCCUGUUCAUUCUCUAGUGCUAAUACAGUAAUAUCUGGAUGGAUGUUUGAUGUACUGAUUCACAUAGGCUGAUUUUAAGCUGUAUUGUGUAGAAUUCUGCAAAUAUGAAUAUUCUAAAUAUACGAGAAUGAAGGGUUAUUUUAUUAUUUAGGAUAUUUUGCUUGCUGUAAAACUGAUUUGAUAUUAUGUGUUUUAGAUAGACAUUGUUGUUAAUGAUAGGCAAAUAGAGAAUUCUGUUUAAAGUGAAAUGUUUGAUUUGGCAAUUCAGUUAGCCAUGGAACCAGCACUGAACAUAAUAUCAGACUCCAUGCUUGUCUGGUAUGUCUUUGAAACAUCGUCUUUUCUUGAAUCUAGAAAUCAACAUUAUUUUUAGUCAGAUCUGAAGUAUUAACAUUGCUGAUUUUCAGGAAGUCAUUUGUGUGGCAUCGAUCACAUUUAAGAUAAAUGUUUUAAUGCAGAGGCAUUCAAUUAUGUUUUGUGAAUGCAUUUUUAAUUACCAAUGUCCUUGCUUGUGUCAAUCUCAUUCAAAUCAAAUCUUAAAUCACGCUGCAACUUCGCGAAAUUCUAAGGACAUCCCAUUACAAGCCACAUCAGAAUGACCUUUCAUGAACUUUGAAUGAUUAACAGGAGGUUGACAUUAGCCUAUCAGAAGGCAGCUUUGCCGAAAUUUAUGGCACUAGUUUCAAACUGAAAACUUCUAAUUCAAAUUACCUUUUAAAAAAUUAUUUGGCUGAGAUUGUAUGGCAGUAGUUUCCACAUGCCCUGGGAAGUCUCCUCCGUUUCAAAUGUUUAUCGUAUUGAAGCGACAGAUAGAUGAUGAUUUUGACCAAAUCUUGUCAUAGAACCCAUCUUAUUUAGAAAGCCUCUUGUUAACCUUUUCCAGGUUGCAUGCUUAGAAAAGACAUUUGGACUUACACUUCUCGAUCUCGUGAUGCUCUGAUCGGCCGGAUGGAAGGUUGUUCUGACAUAAUGGGAUUUUCUCAAAUCUUUGUGUAGCAGUCGCGAGCACUAAGAUCUGAUUUUAAUGGGAGAUUGCGCGUGUGUUAUGAUAUUCGGACUUGUGUUCUGAUAUUCAGACUUGUGUUCUGAUAUUCGGACUUGUGUUCUGAUAUUCGGACGUGUGUUCGGAUAUUCGGACGUGUGUUCGGAUAUUCGGACUUGUGUUCGGAUAUUCGGACUUGUGUUAUGAUAUUCGGACUUGUGUUCGGAUAUUCGGACGUGUGUUCGGAUAUUCGGACUUGUGUUAUGAUAUUCGGACUUGUGUUCUUGUGUCGGAUUACGGUGUAUUUUGUGGAGGUAUUAUGUCUCAUGGCUGUUGGGCAGUCAUGCUCCACCAGUGUUUUAUAGUAGGAAGUACAUGCUGCUAUGCCACUGUUGUUUUCUUGCCAGUUUACACUACAAUUUUAUACUUGUUCUUUUACCAGCAUUGAAGUGCUGCACUGUGUUUUACUUGUCAGUGUCUUGAUCAUGAUUAAUCACAUGACCUGUCACCACUGGUUGCUAGGAAACCAGAUGUUACUGGUUGCUUAGGAGCCGUUGUUCCAUAAUGUUUGCUGUUUGGGUCAUUGGAAUGAAAGUCAAAUGAGCUAAUGUAUAUCUGCAGUGUGUGUAAACAUCUUCUUAUGAGAACUACUAGAGCAAUGAAGCUUAAAUUUGGCUCACUUGUAACCACCAACCAUGUUCUGAUUAGAUUCUCAUGAAAAUUGACUUUUUGUGAAGCAAUUGAAUUUAACUUUAGAAGAGUGUUGCAUAAUAUACCUUGCAUCCAUCCUUAAAAUUUAGUAACUUGUUUCAUAUUUUCCCCUAUUGUCCUGAAACCAUUCUGAAAAUUGUUUAAUAGGAAUUCUGAGAACGUGUCCGUAAUUGAUUGUUCAUGUAAUCACAUAUAGGUCUGAUAAGUCAAGACUGUUAUUUCACAAAAAUAUAAUUAAGCUCAAAUUUUACUUGGUUUCUUUUCCUUGUUGUUUGACGCCACUCUCAGCAAUAUUUCAGUUAUUCAUAUGUUGUAGCACUUACAUUCCUUUUUUUUUUGAAGUAGUCCAUAAGUUAGGUGAACAUGGCCAAGUUCUUGAUCUUGAUGGUGGUGUAGCCAAGUGGUUAAAGAGUUUAGUCGUCACACUGAAGACCUGAGUUCGAUUCCCCGAAUGGGUACAAUAUGUGAAGCCCCUUUCUGGUGUCCCUUAUCCCCCCAACCCCAACCCCCA
This is a messenger RNA of Haliotis rufescens (red abalone), 12385 nucleotides long. RefSeq lists its product as uncharacterized. The record is from RefSeq and is a predicted model, not a curated record. The transcript has 3 exons. NCBI's taxonomy places the organism in Eukaryota, Metazoa, Mollusca, Gastropoda, Lepetellida, Haliotidae. Bases 1 to 7689 code for a protein of 2562 amino acids.